AUCAGAAUUUCGCGGCACUGCGUCACGAAACACCCGGAAGUGAGUUGUGGGAAGUGUUUUCGAAUUAAAAUGUAGGGUUGAUGGUAAUCUGCCUCAGGAAAACUGGUAUUAAAAGGUUAACUUUGUCAAGCACUGCAAGAUGGAAUCGUGGUGUAAUUCAAUGACUGGUUUAAAGAUAAACAGUUAGCCACACUAUCCAAAUGCUGGGCUAUGUAGUUCCACUGCCAUUGUUAUGGAUGUAUUUUUGCAUUACAAAAGCAAUAAAGGCGACUUGCAUGACUUGGUGGAUGUGGCAGAGAAGGCCCUUGAGGAGUUCCCAUGUCGCGUUUUACCCGUGUUUACCCCAUGGUUCCCGUCUGGCAGUGACAAAUCGCUGCCGAUUAUACCUCAAAAGCCUCCUCCUGUUAUUUCUGUGGAAGAACAAAAACAGAUCCAGUUCUACCUGUGGUGCUGCGAGCCGUUACUGUCAGCCCGAUGCAACAGUGAGGUCGAGGGCCUGAAGGAAUUCUCUACGGCGGAUGUGAAACAAUCCCUCACUCGUCGACGAGUGAUUUCCGAGGACGCGGCUUCCAGAGCUCACGACGAUGAAAUCGUUUCAGGGGAGAGAAGGCAAAGAUCGUGGAGCGUCGUCUCUUUGGGGAGCGUGCUGAGUAUAGAAAUUCAGCCGUUUUCCAGACAGUUCCAAAAGGUCGUGGAGCGCUUUGGGCUCCACUCUUUGCAGCGAGCGAAGUGGAUCAUCGGAGAGCUGAACUGCGUUACGAGCGAUCUGGAGCGCGUGUGGACUGCGCUGAGCCAGGCCACGAGGCACUCCCAGCUCCCAACGUGCAACGCCAACAUUCAGAGGAACUUGGCACAGAUAUGGGUGUUCUGUGAUGUUUUAUAUUCGGAAUAUGUCGGCCAUUUCCUGAAACGAGAGCUUGGCCUGUCCGGACAGAUCAGUUUAGCUGUUCAUAAACUAGGUGCCAUUUUUAGCUUGUAGCAAUGUGUCUUCACAGUCAUGAACUGACAUGAUGGGUGUUUUAAUUCUGUAACUUAUUCAUGUGAAUUAGCAUAACAUUUUGAAAGGCAUUUGCUUUGAAAUGAAUUUUCUAGGGGGAAAAAAAUGUUACUUCUAUAAGUAAUUGCAAUUGUUUAAUUUAAUCUGUAAAAUAUUUUUGACAUGACAAACAUUUGUCAGUUAAUGAAAACACUUGGAUGUAUUGUCUUUUUUUCUACCUCUGUCGAACUCGAUCAGUUUUUUUUCUUGACAAGCUGUGUUGUAUUUUAUACCAUUUCCACAGAACUGUUUAUAUUUUAUAAAAGGUAUUUGUAAUAUUAUUAAAUUAAUACUGAUGACUUUUAAAGCCAGCUCUUAUUUGUAACCAUUGAGUGUGCAAAUAAAUCUUUUAUUUUAUAAA
Messenger RNA from Anguilla anguilla (European eel), 1397 nucleotides. RefSeq lists its product as uncharacterized. The transcript has 2 exons. NCBI's taxonomy places the organism in Eukaryota, Metazoa, Chordata, Actinopteri, Anguilliformes, Anguillidae. The record is from RefSeq and is a predicted model, not a curated record. The coding region runs from base 233 to 979 and encodes 248 amino acids. Gene Ontology annotation, biological process: positive regulation of double-strand break repair via nonhomologous end joining; negative regulation of double-strand break repair via homologous recombination; positive regulation of isotype switching.